This is a messenger RNA of Podarcis raffonei (Aeolian wall lizard), 3358 nucleotides long. It is a transcript of the gene SRRM3, whose product is annotated as serine/arginine repetitive matrix 3. Lineage: Eukaryota; Metazoa; Chordata; Lepidosauria; Squamata; Lacertidae. The record is from RefSeq and is a predicted model, not a curated record. The coding region runs from base 501 to 2423 and encodes 640 amino acids. The transcript has 16 exons. Gene Ontology annotation, molecular function: mRNA binding.
UCUUGCACCAAGCCAGGGCCGGCUCUAUGGCACGGAGCUGUCCAGCACUUCAGGAGGCGAAGCUCAGUAGUGGAGAAUGCUGCAAAGAGGGAGCCCGAAAGAGCCUUGAGGGGAGCUGGGUGCGCUCGGGAGCGGAGAGGGUGGGCUUUGGGGAGGGUGCAAGAACAGGGUGGGGUGUCCCAGGGCUGGUUGGCCCUGGGCUGGAGGGCCCAGGGAGCCAGGAGGACUGAGCUCCAGCGGAACCAAGGAGAACGAGGCUGGCAAGAGCGAGGCCAAACCCCAUCUGCAGUUAUUGGCACGGACACAAGAUUGCGCUUCCUUCUCCAGCAAGGCUUUGAAGCAUCAAGCAGAGGGGAUCCCAGUUCCCGGAGGAAAUGUGUUCUUGAGGAGAGAAGGCCUGGAGCCUGUUCAGUGACGUCCACCUAAGGGGAAUGCAUCCCAGCUUUUGAGAGGGUCUACAGAAGGCCCCACCCACCCACCCAAAUACACACCCGGCAUUCAUGGCUCUCUACAACAACGGUGCCAGGAUGCCUUCUCCACAGGAGGCCUCCAAUGGCUUCCCCCAGGCGGGGGCCUCGGGCACAUGGCACAAGCCAGAGGACGAGGUGAGGCUGGUGGAGGCCGGUUUGGUGAAGAAGGCUCACCGGGAGAUCCUGGACCACGAGAGGAAGCGGCGGGUGGAGCUGAAAUGCAUGGAGUUGCAGGAGAUGAUGGAGGAGCAAGGGUAUUCCGAAGAGGAGAUCCGUCAGAAAGUGGGGACCUUCCGGCAAAUGCUGAUGGAAAAAGAGGGUGUUCUCACCCGCGAGGACCAACAUGGUCGGCAAAUAGUGAUCGAGAACCAUCACAUGGUGGAUGGUGAAGAAUACAUGAUGCAGUACCCGGAGUACGGGAAGGGAUGCCCUUUGCAGUGCGACUGCACCACCGAUUGCUACCAAGACGACAGCAGUCACCGCGAAUACAGGCUGAAGAGACGAUCAAGCAGCUCCACCUCCCCCCCACCCAAGAAGAAAAAGAAAAAGAAAUCAGGUCAUCGCCGGAGCCGCAAAAAAAGGAAACCUGGAUCUGAACGCAGCGGGGAUAGCUCUUCCCCGGUACGGAAGGAGAAGAAGAAGAAGACAGGGAAAAAACAUCGGAGAGACAGGUCUGCGUCUGGCUCUCGUAAGAAGAGGAGGCACAGUUUUCUGCUGUCUCAUAGGUCCAGAAGUCUCAAGAGCAAAAGGAAAGAGAAGAACAAAGACAGAAAAAGGUCACACAGCGAGUCGUCCACUCGGAGGUCCCACAGGCGCAGCAGCUGCAGUUCCCGGAGCGCCUCGCUCUCCUCGGAUUACAGCGACUGCAAAUUGGCAAGCAGACUGAGUCCCAAGUACAGAGAGGAUGCCCAGAAGGGCAGCAGCCACCAGUCCAGCCAGAGCCCCUCCUCCUCCUGUACCGGCCACAGCCGAUCGGCCACGCCUCACCAAAACGGGCACAAGGGCGGUGCCCAGAACGGCCGCCAUAGCCACGGCGCCCUCUUGGAGAAGAAACAGGAGAGGCUGGAUUCCACGUCUCCUUCCACGAGGGCCCACGUCAAGUCCGAAGCCCCGUCGCCCCACUCCAAGGAAGGCCGGUGCAGCAAAUAUGGCGUCAAGGCCUCACGCCGGUCCGCCUCACCUCCAGGGAGAUGCUCGGGUGGAGAUAAGCGCUUCCACAGGCGCCAUGCGAGGUCCAUGUCAACCCACAAGCACAAAGGGCGUGGCAGGGCCAAGCUCUCAGCCGCCAAGGAGUCCCCGCGAUCUGUCAGCCACACAGGCUACAGCAGUGACUCAGAAGGGUCCACCUGCUCGCACCCUUACCACACCGUGGCCGGGACAGAAAAGAACCAUGGGGUGCACCUAAAAACGGCAAAGGAGAGGCACCACCGCGGUAGGCUGGGCAGUUGCUCUCCAGCCCCAGCCAAACACUCCAGGCACAAGUCGGAGCGAAGGAAGAGCCUGUCUCGGAGCAGCUCCUGGAGCUCCAGCCGGUCCCCGUCGAAAUCUCGGUCCCGAUCCCGGGAGAAGAGAUCUGCACGCAGCAGGACCCGGUCUGGAUCCCAGAAAAAAAUAACAAGCAGCAGAGAGAAGGACAAUGAGCCGCGCACGCGCCACAGCGACACAGAACCCACACGUGCCCGGCGUCGCUCCCGGAGCUACUCCCCCAUCCGAAAGAGAAGGCGUGACUCCCCAAGCUUCAUGGAGCCCAGAAGAAUCACCAGUGCCCGCAAGCGCCCGAUCCCCUACUACCGGCCCAGCCCGUCCUCUUCCAGCUCCCUGACGAGCUACUCCUACAGCCGCAGCCGCAGCCGCAGCUACGACAGCUACAGCAGCAGCCGCAGCCGGACUCGCACCCAGAGCCGCAGCCCAAGCUACAACAGCCGGAGCAGUUCUGAGAGCGCUGGGUUUUGAGGGCCAGCUGCCCGGUUGCCGGAGUGAGCUGGCCCUGCCCAGCUGCCCUCCCCACCCGCCCACCCCUCCAAGGCAUGCCCAGUUUUAAUUCCUCAACCAGCGCCAGCCUCCGCUCCUUCUUCCUUCCUCGUGACUCUGGAGUUGCUGGGUGCGUCCAGCCAGCGAGGAGCUGGGAGCUGGCCCAGCCAUUAACCGGGGAGUCAGGAAAUCUUGUCGGUGGGGGAGAGAACUGCCGAGUCACCUGUUAGAACGCAGCAUCGUGGCGGAGGAGGCCAGACACUCGCUGGAAGUUCGGGGUUGCAAAAGGAUUGAGGUUUUGUGGGCAAGGACCCCAAUCGUCUGGCUGCUCACACGGACAAGAGGCCUGAUGGUGGACUCCGUUUUGCUUUGUUGUUGUUUUUUUAAAAAAGCUAGUUUCUACUGACAAAAGGGUAGGGAGGGUCUCCCGGGGAAUAACGCCUCCAGGGUUCAGGAUCACGCACAGAGCAUAUGAACAAACACCAAAACCCACCACUGAACUUUGGGCUCUAGAACAUAGGAGUCCUCGCUAUUUGAUCGCACCCAGCCUCGAACAAACAGCUCACAGAAGAUUCUUCCUCGAGGGGAGUUUGAGGGUUGUUGUUGUUGUCCACCCCCUAAUUUAUUUGUAGUGUUUAUUUAUUUCGACUCCAGCAGCCUGGAGAGGUUAAUGUUUAAUUUAUUUUAGGAGGCAGAAAGGAGAUGGGUGGGUGGCAGGGGAGCACAACUCUGUUAAUUUCCAGACGGAGAAAUUCCGAAAGAAAGCUUACUUGGGAGUUUGGAGGGUUGUGUAAAACCCAGGAAAUGGAUGGAGAUGGAUGGAUGGAUGGAUGGAUGGAAGGAAGGAAGGCAGAUAGAAGCUGAUCACUUCCAAAAAGUUGCAAAGAUGACUACUGGAUUGACUACUUCAGAGCAGA